Molecule: messenger RNA, 1607 nt
Organism: Solanum stenotomum
Lineage: Eukaryota; Viridiplantae; Streptophyta; Magnoliopsida; Solanales; Solanaceae
Product: geraniol 8-hydroxylase-like
Exons: 3
Coding region: 1-1470 (489 amino acids)
Molecular function (GO): monooxygenase activity; iron ion binding; oxidoreductase activity, acting on paired donors, with incorporation or reduction of molecular oxygen
Source: RefSeq, a predicted model, not a curated record
AUGAAUUAUUAUAUACUUGUGUUGACAUUAAUUUUUCUCUAUACUCUAGCAAAAUUGUCCAGUAGGGGCACCAAAAAACUUCCACCAGGGCCAUCACCAUGGACAAUUAUUGGAAAUCUUCACUUGUUAGGUACAAAACCCCAUGUAUCACUAGCCAAUCUUGCAAAAAAAUAUGGUCCAAUUAUGAGAUUAAAAAUAGGACAAGCAACAAUAGUGGCCAUUUCUUCAUCAAUCAUGGCAAAACAAGUUCUUAAAAAUCAAGACUUAGCCUUUUCUACUAGAUUUGUUCCUAAUGUAGUUCGAACACAAAACUAUUGUAAUUUUUCUGUGGUAUAUCUUCCUGUUUGUCCUCAAUGGAGAACAAUUAGGAGAAUUUGGAACACAAAUAUCUUUUCUUACAAUAGGCUUGAUGCAAAUCAACAUCUAAGGUCUCAAAAAGUGAAAGAAUUGAUUGCUUAUUGUGAAAAAUGUAGUCAACAAGGUGAAGCUUUGGACGUAGGUCAAGUUGCUUACACCACUGUUAUCAAUAUGUUGUCAAACACCCUUUUCUCCAAGGACUUGGUUGGCUAUUUAUCGGAUUCAAAGGUCGAAUUGAAGGACACGCUCAUUGGCUUCAAACAUGUGGCUGGUAAGAUCAACCUAGCGGAUUUUUUUCCCAUACUAGAAAAGAUUGAUCCUCAAAGAAUAAGGUAUGACGGAAACAUCUAUAUUGGUAAGUUGUUUAAGUUUUUUGAUGAUUUGAUAAAUGAGCGACUGGAGGAAAAGAAAACGAACCAUGAUGAAAAGAGUGAUGUUUUGGAAGCGCUUCUCAACCACAGUGCACAAAAUCCCAAAGAGAUUGAUCAAAAUCAUAUAAAAUCCAUGUUCGUGGACUUAAUUAUGGGUAGUACUGAUACAUCUAUAAUUACAUUAGAAUGGGCAAUGACAGAAAUACUAAGACAACCAGAGAUUAUGAAGAAAGCCCAAGCUGAGCUUGCACAAAUCGUUGGAAAAGGAAAACCGAUAGAGGAAGUUGAUCUAUCCCGACUCCCUUACUUGCAAUUUAUCAUCAAAGAAACAUUAAGAAUGCACCCACCAUCUCCAUUCUUAGUCCCCCGCAGAGUAGACCAGGAUGUUGAAUUGUGUGACUAUAUCAUCCCCAAGGGUUCACGAGUACUAGUAAAUGUGUGGGAAAUUGGUCAAGAUUCUACUUUUUGGGAGGACCCUUUGGUGUUUAAACCUGAGAGAUUUCAGAGUUUAGAAUUAGAUCCGCGAGGAAAAGAUUUUGAAUUGAUUCCAUUUGGUGCUGGUCGAAGAAUAUGCCCUGGCUUGGCACUUGGAUUGAGAAUGGCCCCGGUAAUGUUGGGCUCGAUGUUGAAUUCAUUCAAUUGGAAACUUGAGUCUGACAUUGAGCCAAACAUGAAGGAGAAAUUUGAUCUCCUGAUCUUAACCAAAACUCAUCCUUUGCGAGCUAUCCCAUCUCCACUUUGAUAUGUCGGCCGGUCAAUAAAUACUUAUCCAUACUCGAGUUUACACCAAAUAAUAUAUCUGGCAUUCACAGUUGGUAUGAUGUAAACAUUAAGUGCGAGUAAGUUUUAUCAUUUUCUUUAAACCAUAGGAGAAUUAAA